Molecule: messenger RNA, 840 nt
Organism: Lolium rigidum
Lineage: Eukaryota; Viridiplantae; Streptophyta; Magnoliopsida; Poales; Poaceae
Product: expansin-B11-like
Exons: 4
Coding region: 1-840 (279 amino acids)
Biological process (GO): sexual reproduction
Cellular component (GO): extracellular region
Source: RefSeq, a predicted model, not a curated record
AUGGCGGAAACUUGCACCUUAGCGCUACUCGUCGCGCUGGUGGUGCUCUCACUUCUUGUGAGCCCCAUUGCUUGCCAGAGUUCCUCCCGCAAGCUUGCCGCCAAGCCUGUAGUCAAACCCGCUGCUUCGGCCGCCUACGGCUCAGCAGGUGGCUGGUUAGCCGCCGGCGCGACGUAUUACGGAAGCCCCAACGGCGACGGAGGGGAAGGUGGCGCGUGCGGAUACCAAACCGCUGUCGGGCUACCGCCGUUCUCGUCGAUGAUCUCCGCCGGAAGCACACCACUGUUCUUGAAAGGUUUGGGCUGCGGUGCCUGCUAUAAUGUUAUGUGCUCGAGUCACAAGGCCUGCUCUGGCAAGCCUGUGACCGUCGUCAUCACCGACUUGAGCCCCGGCAAUCUCUACCCCGGCGAGCCAGCCCAUUUCGACAUGAGCGGCACCGCCUUGGGCGCCAUGGCCAAGCCUGGCAAGGCCGACCAACUCCGUAACGGUGGUGUCAUCAGAGUCCAGUACAAGAGGGUGCCAUGCAAGUACCCUGGCGUGAAGAUUACCUUCAGGGUGGACCAGGGAUCCAACCCGUUCUACUUCAAGACCCUGAUCGAGUUCCAGAACGGCGACGGUGACCUCAAGGCCGUCGCCCUCAAGCAGGCCGGCAGCCGCUCCUGGAUGCCCAUGGCGCAUGACUGGGGUGCAUUGUGGCGCUGCAACAAUGGCCAGAGGCUGCGCGGGCCCUUCUCGCUCCAGCUCACCUCCGGCUCCGGGAGGAAGCUCCUCGUCAACAACGUCAUCCCUGCCAACUGGAGUCCCGGGGGCACGUACCGCUCCUUGGUCAACUACCCCUGA